AUAGAAGGCCCCACACCUGUUUCUGCUCUCUUACAUUCCAGCACUAUAGUUGUGGCUGGAAUUUUCCUAAUAAUUCGAUUUCACCCUAUAUUAACUAACAACCCCAUAAUCCUAACCAUAACUAUAUGUUUAGGAGCUAUAACUACAUUAUUUGCAGCUAUAUGUGCCUUAACACAAAAUGAUAUUAAAAAAAUUAUCGCUUUUUCAACAUCAAGUCAGCUAGGCUUAAUAAUAGUAGCUAUCGGAAUUAACCAACCUUAUAUAGCUUUUUUACAUAUCUGCAUGCAUGCAUUUUUUAAAGCCAUACUAUUUUUAUGCUCUGGGUCAAUUAUUCAUAAUAUAAAAGACGAACAAGAUAUUCGAAAAAUAGGAUCGAUUUACAAAACUAUACCCCUCACAUCAUCCGCCCUAAUCAUCGGAAACCUAGCCCUAAUAGGAAUACCUUAUCUAUCAGGAUUCUAUUCAAAAGACCUAAUUAUUGAAGCCAUUAACACGUCGUAUACAAACGCCUGAGCCCUAACAAUAACAAUUAUUGCCACCUCAAUAACUGCCGUUUACAGCACCCGUAUAAUUAUUAUAGUUUUACUAAAAAAUCCCCGAUAUAAUACUAUAAUUUCAAUUAAUGAAAAUAAUAUGUAUAUAACUAAUUCUAUCAAACGUCUAAUAAUUGGGAGCAUCUUUAUAGGUUUUAUAUUUACAUAUAGUAUUAACCCCUUAUUUAUUCCCCCAACAACCAUACCCCAAUAUAUAAAAUUAAUAGCUUUAAUUGUAACCUUUAUUGGACUUAUAGUAGCAUUAGAUUUAAGCUUAAUAACCCAAUUUCUAAAAAUACCCUAUAAUUCUUAUAACUUCAAAUUUUCAAACCUAUUAGGUUACUUCACAUCUAUUAUUCAUCGCUAUCCUAUUGUUACAAGCCUAAAAUACAGCCAAAAUAUAUCCUUCUUCUUAUUAGAUCAAUCAUGAUAUGAACACAACUUACCAAUUAUAUUAAUCAAUUCUCACAAACAAAUAUCUAAGUAUCUAUCUAAACAAACAGGCCUAGUUAAAUUUUAUUUCUUAUCAUUCUUUAUCUCUCUAUCUAUUCUAUUGCCAUUAUUAUUACUCAUUGCUUAACCCUCACGAAUAAUUUCCAUAACAACAAUAACACAAAACACUAGCGAUCACCCAGAAACUACUACUAAUCAAGACCCAUAACUAUAUAAUGCAGUUACCCCCACUGCUUCUUCACUAAAAACCCCUGAAUCACCAGUAUCAAAGAUAACUCAAUCACCCUCAUUAUCAAAAUCUAAAGCAUAAUAUAAACCGGAACUAUUGCCCACAAUAACAUAAACUAUAAAUAGAAAUUCACUUAUACAACCUAGUAAUAAUGAACCUAAUAAAAUCUUAUUUGAAGAUCAUACCUCAGGAUAUUCCUCUAUCGCUAUAGCUGCCGUAUACCCAAACACAACCAACAUACCCCCUAAAUAAAUCAAAAACACUAAUAAGCCUAAAAACGACCCUUCACAACUUAUUACUAAACCGCACCCAAAACAACCACUAAUAAUUAACCCUAAACCCCCAUAAAUAGGAGAGGGUUUAGAAGAAAAACUAAUAAAACCUACCACAAAAAUUAUGCUAAAUAAUAGUAUCAGAUAAAUUAUCAUAAUUCUUACACGAAAAUUUUCGCGGCCUAUGAUAUGAAAAAUCAUUGUUGUAACUCAACUACAAGAACCUAA
Erinaceus europaeus (western European hedgehog) is the source of this 1715-nucleotide messenger RNA. Its product is annotated as NADH-ubiquinone oxidoreductase chain 5-like. Lineage: Eukaryota; Metazoa; Chordata; Mammalia; Eulipotyphla; Erinaceidae. The transcript has a single exon. Gene Ontology annotation, molecular function: NADH dehydrogenase (ubiquinone) activity. The annotation marks the transcript as partial. The record is from RefSeq and is a predicted model, not a curated record. Gene Ontology annotation, biological process: ATP synthesis coupled electron transport; electron transport coupled proton transport.